Molecule: messenger RNA, 2472 nt
Organism: Salarias fasciatus (jewelled blenny)
Lineage: Eukaryota; Metazoa; Chordata; Actinopteri; Blenniiformes; Blenniidae
Product: monocarboxylate transporter 12-B-like
Exons: 7
Coding region: 396-1898 (500 amino acids)
Biological process (GO): creatine transmembrane transport
Molecular function (GO): transmembrane transporter activity
Source: RefSeq, a predicted model, not a curated record
CGGACGAACAAAUCCAACGCUCCCUCAGGUCAGGGGGCACUUGGUUUAAGCCCCGUCCUCGCAGCGUUCGGUCAUAGAGUACAGUUAAUGAUUGAACAGAGGAGGGAAGACAGCUUUCUCUGCCUGAGUCAGAUCACUGCAUUGGGAGUUUUCUUCAGUCCUCCAUUCAUCCUUCUCUCCUCCUUCUGAAGCCUCAGUCAGAGUAAGACGAGGAGCAGGAGGAGCAGGAGGAGCAGGAGGAGAGUACCAUCAUCUCUUCUCUGGAGCAGCAGCAGCUUGGAGUCCGGUCUUCCUCUCUGGUCUCUCCAGCAGCUGCUCAGCCUGUGAUUGGUUGGACCUCCUCAGGACCAAGACGAGAUCUGGGUCCUGGACUGGAUUUGGACCGGGAGACAGCAAUGGGUGCUGGAAAGCUUCGGGGGGCCGGGGGGCCCCCUCCGGACGGCGGCUGGGGUUGGGUGAUCGUAGGCUGCUGCUUCAUGGUGACGGUCUGCACCCGGGCCAUAACCAGGUGUAUCUCCAUCUUCUUCGUGGAGUUUCAGACUCACUUUGGGGCUGACUACGCCGCCACGGCGUGGAUCCACAGUCUGGUGGACUGCACCACCAUGCUCUGUGCUCCUGUGGGCAGCCUGGUGAUGAAUCGCUGGUCGUGCCGGGUUUCGGUGAUGUUGGGCGGGUUGCUGUCGUCCUGCGGCCUGCUGUUCAGCUCUUUCAGCAGCAGCCUGGAGCUGCUCUACUUUACCAUGGGAAUAAUCACAGGUCUGGGCUUCGCUCUCUGCUACACGCCAGCCAUCGCCCUGGUGGGCUCUUACUUCCAGCGCAGGAAGGCUCUGGCAUACGGCCUGGCGAUGUCGGGGAGCGGGAUCGGGACCUUUGUGCUGGCGCCGGUGGUCCAGUUGCUCAUCGAGAUGUACUCCUGGAGGGGAGCACUGCUUGUUCUCAGUGCCUUCGUCGCCAACCUGUGCGUCUGCGGCGCUCUCCUCCGGCCAAUCACCGUGCAGGAGGAGGAGGAAGAGGAGGAGGAGGAAGAGGGUCUGAAGCCAAGCAGUGAGAAGCAGCUUUGUGACGUUUUGCUGCUGGAUAGCGAGCUGGCCCUGAAACUUUCUGCGCAAUCUAAAGACGGGGUUCUACCAUCUGAAAAGUCUCCUCUGCCACCUUUAAGCCCUGCCCCUCAGAAAAUAAACCCUGUCCUCAACUUGAUGCAGAAGCGGCGCUUCAGUAGCUGCCUGUGGUCCAGCUCAGAGUACCGCUUCCUGCUGCAGCCGGACUUCCUGGGAAUGGCAUCAUCCUUCAUCUUCCUGGCCAGCGGCUGCAGCCUCCCCUUCGUCUACCUGGUGCCCUACGCUCUGAGCACCGGCAUCAGCCACCAGCACGCCGCCUUCCUCAUGUCCAUCCUGGGUGUCAUCGACAUCGUGGGAAACAUUACAUUUGGCUGGCUGACUGACCGCCGGUGUCUGAAGCCACUGCGUCUCUUCUGUUACGUCUUUGCCGUGACAAUGGAGGGUCUCUGCUGUCUCUUUGCGCCGUUGCUUCACUCCUUCGCACUGCUCGUGCCUUUCGCCGUCCUCUAUGGUUACUUUGACGGCGCGUACGUGGCGCUGAUCCCUGUGGUGACGUCAGAUGUGGUGGGAGCGCCGUACCUGUCCUCGGCACUGGGCGUGGUCUAUUUCCUGCAUGCUGUCCCCUUCCUGGUCAGCCCGCCUAUUGGAGGCUGGCUGGUUGACUUCACCGGCAGCUACACGGCCACCUUCUUCCUCAGUGGCGGUGCCAUGUUGGUCAGCGCAUUUGUCCUCGCCAUCGUCACCACAGUCCGCCGCUGCCACCGCCUCCGGCCCCUCCCCCUCAGCCUGUCCAAGCAAUCAGACUGUGACAAACAGCAAGUCAUGGCUUCACAGCCUUGAAUGGGGCAACUGCUCAUUCUCAUGGACGCCAAAGACAAGCUGGAAGCCUGUGAUUGGCCGGAACACCUGUCAAUCACCCAGUAACUGGUCAGACUUAAUAUGGUGCUGAUUCCAGCUUCCUGAACAACAGGAAGUGAAUCUUUGUUUUGUGUGUUGAUCAGUUGAAACUGUGAAAUUACAUGGUGCGUUCAAGUGCCGCUCAGACAAUCCUGCUUCCUGACUGGAGCCGACUUUCACAGCCGGAUGGGCCCUGUUGGGACAGGGGUGUUAUAAACUGUAAGACUGCAUCAUGUGUACAAGAAACUGCAAGAAGAACAAAAUGGUCAACGGGUCAGUGAAAUGACUAAGAGUAGAAUGACCAAGAAGAUUAGUUUCAGUAUGGGCUGACUGUUCUUUCUUAAUAAAACAAAUGUUAUCGACAUAUUUAAUAAUUACUCUGUGUUUAGGUCUGUCCUGCUAGGAGUGCCGUCUCACACACAGGGAGUGGAUAAUGUCGAAUUGCUUGUCACCAGGCGAACGUACAGUGAAAGCAAUGUUACUUUGUUACAUAAACUUUAAUGUUUCUGUAAGACCG